Molecule: messenger RNA, 7452 nt
Organism: Dermacentor silvarum
Lineage: Eukaryota; Metazoa; Arthropoda; Arachnida; Ixodida; Ixodidae
Exons: 12
Coding region: 579-4343 (1254 amino acids)
Biological process (GO): actin filament bundle assembly
Cellular component (GO): cytoplasm
Molecular function (GO): actin filament binding
Source: RefSeq, a predicted model, not a curated record
AGCUCGGUUGGUUAUAAUCCUCUCGGCCGAGUUGACUGUGCUCGUCUGGGUCCGCAAGGACCGUCUACAAGUUAUCGUCCGGUGUCAUCGUCUGGAAGCGGCAAGACGUCGUCUGCUCGCACCGGCGUGUCGUCUGCUCCAGUCGCCGGCGACCCGCUUCUCAGCGAGUCCUUGGCCCAGUGAACUUCGACUGGUUCUCUCGUCGUCUUUCAAAAAAUUGCCGAUUUGUGCCUUCUUCUCGUCUAACGUGCGGUGCGACGAUCUUCGGUGAUUCGGUGUGCUCUAGCGGGCUGGUGGUAUCCUCCGAUUGGGAUUAAGGACGGUGCCGUUUCUCCGUGAUUGGGAUUAGGACGGUGCGGGAUUUCUGUGUGGCCGAUUUGUUUGCGCUCGUCAACGGCGGACGGACGAACCCCGGCUUGACCACCAAGGAUUUCGUUUGUUUGCGCCAUCUUCGCACAACUUUGAGACGACGAUGACGAGUCGGUUCGUCUACGGGCGACCGCUACAUUGAAAGGCACGGUCGCUGGCGCGUUCUCCGCUGGUUGCUGCAGGCGGCCGGCAACGGCCUGCCCAGCCCCAUGGCGCCCACCGUGGCGUCGCUGCAGUCCCGAACGGGCGCCCUGGCACUGCACUACGCGGCCGCCAAGGGAUGCCUCGACUGCGUCGUCCUGCUCACCGAGUCCUGCCCGGAGCUCGGUGCCAACACCCCGAUGGAGAACCAGGUGACGCCCGUGUACCUGGCGGCGCAGGAAGGUCACGUGGCCGUACUGCAGCACCUGGUCACCGUGGCCGGAGGAAACCUGCACCUCAGGGCACGUGACGGCAUGGCCCCGCUACACGCCGCCGCGCAGAUGGGUGCCCUGGACUGCGUUCGAUGGAUGGUGGAGGACCAGGGCGUGGACCCCAACCUGCGAGACAACGACGGUGCGACCGCGGCGCAUUUUGCGGCCAGCCGGGGUCACGUGGAGACGCUGCGUUGGCUGCUGGCGCACGGCGCGGCCAUCCUGCCGGACAAGUACGGAAAGUCGCCCUUCCACGACGCCGCCGAGAACGAACAACUCGAGUGCCUGGCAGUCCUCAUCGGUCACGUGUCCAACCCGGAACAGCACGUGACCCAAAGCAAGGCCAACGCAGGCUCCGGAAAGCGGGGAUCACCUCAGAAAGGACAGGUGACGCAGACGUGCUCGUGUCCCGGUCCGGCCCGUUCCUCGGGUCCCGGAGGGCGCUCGUCGCGUUCAUCGCGGCCGCCGCAGCAGAUCCUGCAGCAUCUGCCGCAGCAGCGCGUCUGCGGCGCCCGGGCCCCGUCGCCCACUGCCGCCAGCGUGUCGUCCUCGGUGAACACCGUGCCCGCCGCGGCCGCCGCCGCUGCCACCGGCGCGGCCUCGUCGUCCCGGGCCGGCGGACAGCAGGACAGCUCGACGGCACAGCAGCAGCAGCAGGCUAGCGGCCCGCCGCAGGAACCCUUCUUCCUGCACGAGCCGCACAUGACCGUCAGCGACCGGGUGCGGAAGCUGUUCGAGAGCGCGGCGGGAAUCGCCACCGCAAACACGGCGUCCCUGCAACCCAGCAACCUGCACGUCGUCACUGCGGAGGUGCACGACAACGGCGGCGCAGACAGCUUCGGCAGCAGCGCCAAGACCGAGGAGGCUAAGGGCGCCGGUGGCGGGAGCUCGUCCGACUCGAGCGCCAGCACAGACGAGGGCAUCUGCCAGGACGACGCGACGCUCGAGGAAGACGGCAGCGAAAAGCGCGACUCGGACGCCGCGUCUCUGACGCCGCAGAGUGCGAGGCGCAAGGCGCCUUCUCCGGACAUCGCCUCGUGCGCCUCCUCGGUGGCCGGGGGUCCCGACGACCCCGACGAGGACGACGACAUGGCCGGUCGUACCACCAUCUUCCACAGCUCGCAGAUGAAGUGCAAGUCGCCGUCGCCGCUGCCAUCACUGCAGCCGCAGCAGCAUCAGCACUCGCCGGCGCCUCAGCAACCGGCGCAGCCGGCGCAUCAGCCGGUUCAGCAACAGCAUCAUCAACCGGCUCAGCAACAGCAGCAUCAACCGGCUCAGCAACAGCAGCAUCAACCGGCUCAGCAACAGCAGCAGCAGCAGCAACAACAACAACAACAACAACAACAACAACAGCAGCAGCAGCAGCAGCAGCAGCAGCAAGUGCAGAACAACAGCAGGACCACUCCCUCCCCUGCCAUGCUGAAGCCCGUCUCCAAGACGUCUUCUCCUCGGUCGCCGAUUUGUUCCAAUGGCAACGGCAGCAGCGACACGCCGAAGUUUCCGUCGCAGGCGCUUCUUCGGCCCACACCCGGGUCCGCGCUGCUUCGCGACAUGCCGCACGCGUCUCCCCCGCUGCGCAACAAGUGCUCCUCGCUGGCCGACCUCCUCGACGCCGACCAGCAGCACCAGCAGCAGCAGCAGUCGCAGCCCCAGACGUCGUCGAGCAACGCCACGUCAUCGCCCGGCCAGCCCCGCGGCCAAGUCAAGAAGCCGUUCGAGAACGGCAUGAAGAAGGCUUCGUCCACGAUGUCGUUGAUCACGCCCCCGCUUCAGCUCCCUCCCGCACCGACGCCGGCCGCGUCCGUCAGCGCCAGCGACGCUUCCGUCGCCGAACUAAGCAGCAGCAGCAGCAGCAGCAGCAGCAGCAGCGAUUCGGACUACGAGACCAUCUGCACUGUGUCCACCUACAAGGAGGACAAGCUGGUCAAGUCACUCAGGCCGGUGACGCAGGCCGCAGACACUUCUACCUCCUCCACGACCUCCACGACAUCUCCCGCGACGCCUUCACCGCCACCGCCUCCACCGCCCGUGUGUACAGCCGUGUCCUCACCCCCGCCUCCGCCGCCGCUGCCUAAGAGUUUCGACAUCCGGUCCACGGAGAGCACGCUACGGCGACCCGGGUCGCUGGGCACCAGCAACGGCGGAGACUGCUGCCGCUCGGAGACCUCGUCGAACGCGGACACGGACGAAACGGCGUCCUCCGCGAGCACCACGCACAGCGAAGAGAGGACGCUACCGAGGUUGUUCGAGAGGCCCGUGCCCUUUAUCCCGCCUAUGUUCAUGCAGCCGCCGGACUCGGACACGAACAUUAAGCCUUCCGAGUACCUCAAGACGGUGUCCAACAAGCCCAAGCCGCACCUGAUAAACAAGGAAUCGAAGGUCGAAAACGGCGUCGCGACGAAGAGGCCUCUGGGAAGGGUCCUCGAUACUCAUCCGGCGGCUUCUGCCCAGAACGCCGCCAACGCACAUUCCAUGACGUUGCCGUUGACCGCAAGCAUCGCCAAUGUCGCCAAAGCGCUCAACGGACUCAACGGUCUCGGCAGCCCGCACAACGGCACCAACGGUCAUGGCCUCGGGUACAACGGGCUCAACGGCCUCAACGGAACGAAAGUCGGCAACGGAAGCCUAUGCGGCGGCAGCGUCAGCAGCGGCAGCGUGAACGGAGACGACUCGCCCACGCCUUCGCUCUGCGAAGAGAAGAUUCACAGCAACGGUUCGGGUGUGAAUGGCGACGUCAGCAGCAGCUGCAGCACUAACAGCCUGCCGCGGUCCAUUCCGUCGACGCCAUGUUCGCCUCAGCCGAACGGCGGUGCCUUCUCCAUCACCAAGGAGCAGCUGCAGAACGUUCAGCUCAAGAGGACGGACAAGCCAAGCACGUUGGAACGGUGCGUCCUGCUCCAGAAGAGCCCGUGCAGCACGCUGGCUGAGCAGAAGAGCACCAUCAUCGAGGAGCUGAAGCAGUCCAUCGGCACCCAGGGAGUCCACGGCGUCCGGAAGCUCAAGGAAGAGCGACAGAGGCUCGAGGAGGAAAAGGAGAAGAAGAAAGCCGAGGAGCUCCUGCAGCAGAUCAAGGCGACCAACUUCGUGGACACGAUACCCGAGAAGGACAACAACGGCUGCGUCAUCCCCGCCUGGAAGCGCCAGAUGCUGGCCAAGAAGGCAGCAGACAAGGCGCGGAAGGAGGCGGAAGAGGCACUGCAGAGAGAGGCUGAAGCGAAGAAAUGGACAUCAGUGCCUGCCUGGAAACGUCAGCUUCUCAUGAAGAAUGGCGAUGCUACAUUACCAAGCAGCAGGACCCUCGGGCCUAAGCCCUUGACGGGAACACUCAGCUGUCCCGCAACGCCGGUGUCCAGCGCUCCUUCUUCGACAACGUCCACGCCGGCGUCGACGCCGUCCAAAUCGGAGAACGGCACCGACAGCAGCAGCAGCAGCAGCAGCAGCGAGCCGGCGUCUCCGGCCCCGGCGUCCAACGCCUCGUCCCUGGUCAUCGCUGAAGAAGACAAGCCACAGAACCCGUUCCUCCAGCACGGCCUGCGCAAGGUCAACGUGCGUCUCCACUGAGCUCGGCAGUGGAGGCGCGUUCCGAGGCUGCUAGCUCGCAAGAGUCUUCCCCACUCUCCGGCGACGUAUGUGAGAGUAUGUGUGUGUCAAAAAGAAAUGUGAUCGUCCUCACGAGAGACGACGCUGAAGACGACAGAUGAAGAAAAGUCGUGGUGUCUCGCGACGAACGAUGCCCUUCGUGGAGAAAGACUCUCGAGUGCCCGGUCGUUUUGUUACGUUGUUUGUUGUUUCGUUUCCUCCGCGGUCCUUCAUUUUCUUCCUUUCUUCCCUUCCUCGCUGUGUGUGUGUGUGAAGACUGUUGUUUCCUCGCCGCCUUUCUUCCGGUGCACGCACACAAACACACAAGCGCGGACACACGCAAACGCGUUAAGCGUUCUGCAGGGGCGCCGCCGAAUCCUGCGGCGCCGGGGCCUGAGAGAACGACUUAACCGUGUUGAUGAAAGUUCUUUUGCUCUUAUUUUUUUCUGAACUGUUCAUCUUUGCGUGAUAUGAAAACGGAGAGGGAAAUGGGACAUCACGGACAUAUCCUCGGGCGCGCAGUUGUGUGCUUAUUUGCCUAAGCAAGCAACCUGUGCUGCCCUUCAGCGAACAAAAAAAAAUUUUUUUUUUACACCUAUGUAAGACUAUGAACAGCUCAGCUGCGGCGCUCGAUCACGGAAUCGAGCAGAAAUGUCGUCUCUGCGAUCGCUUGCGAGCGGGAAUACCAUGUGGGCUUUCACGAUGAGCGUCAAAUUCAGAUUUACCCGGUUCAAAAGUGAUGCCCGCACCAGAAACUGAGCUGACGACGUCGAAAAAUAAGCGACGCUAAUUUAGAGAAAUCGCGUAUGGAGGGAACAUUACAUCACACGCAGUAUGCGCGCCACUUUUCUGAAGGCCGCAUACGACGCAGUGUCCAAUUUCGGGAAAGGUUCCUGAAACUUAUGCUUUUAUAGUGACGCCUAUACUUGGACGAUCUUUGAAAUCAUGUGUUUAGAGGGCGCCACAUGAGAGAGGGAGUGCAUUGCAGAAGCACGUCCUUUUAUUUCUGCUUAUGCGACCGAUUGAACACAGAAAAUAAGAAGCCACAGCUUUCACGUAAACAGGCACAGGCGCCGGAAGAAAGCUUCGUGGCUGGUCACCGAGAAGAUUUGACGAGGUCUGUGACUACGGUGGCACCACAGGUAUUGUGGCCGCUCUAAGCGCAUCACGAUGGCUAGUCCCCACACAGUCGGUGCAACGGUGCGACAUCGAUAGCACAAGGAACUUGCAUUUUGUUCAUUAGGCGUUGCGUCGAGGUGUUUGAUGCGCAAGCGAACUUCGUGUGGACUUGCCGUGUGCCGAGAACUCCUUCAGUCGCCGUGAUUCCUUUAAGCUCGCACUGUCGCCCGACCUUCGCAAUCCUUAUACUUCCUCUUCUAUUCUUCUAACCUUUCCCCGGAUGUUGCUUAUCUUACUGAGCCGCGAUAUUAUCAGUGUUGUUUGUUUGUGAAUGCGAAGCCGCUCGAUUAGUGCGUCGAGCUCACUGCCGACUUUGGCGAGCGCUUAAAGAAGGUCACUACUUGACGGAGACGGAGGGCUCUGCUAGGGGUGAAGAUACUAUAGUAUUUCGACAGCAUCUGUCGGCCAUGCAAUCUACGGAGGUGUGUAAAAGAGGAGUAAAAUAAAACUUUAUGGAGCCGCCUGCAGGCUGACGCUAAGGCAGAAAUUUUGUUUUCAAUCGCAGCGUAAUCUUAUUCUCUGUAGUCGAACUAACCUUCUUCUUUCACAAACUGUUUUUUUUUUCUUUUCUUUCUGUACAUAGCGUCGAAUUCUCUAAAGGCUGCGCCUGAGGUGCCUUUGAGAAGCCUUUUACCUCAACUUUUGCAUCAUCUUGCGUCUCUGCAAGUUAGUUUAACGUAUGACGUAACACUUGCACUCCUUUUAUUUUCCCCCCUUUUGUUAUUCCAGGAAAUUUUAACACGAUGUCUCUAUAAGGGCUACGUGACGUCAAAGGGCGCCGUCCACGUCUGCUAUCGCUCCUUUGAGAAUUCUCUGUACUGCGAACGUAAUCAAACAUUUUUCCACCUCUCCAACUUGGCUUCAACUUUACGCCUACGAAAGAGGCAGGGUUUUCCUUUUACAAGUGCUAUCGCUCGUCAUUUUCGAGUUUGAUGAGAAAAGCAGGACCAAAGCUGUGACAGGUCCCCCGACGCGACGAGCUUCGAGAAGCAACGCGAGCUGGACGACAGGGUCUCCUUGAAGCGCUAGUCUUCAGAAGCACGUAGAAGGAAGAUCACAUCUUACGCAAGACAGGGUUAAAAGAUAAUAUUUCCUGUAAAUAAACUCGUGAAAAGGGUCUUGUCAGCUGCAUUAAUCCACAGAUGAGCCAUACAUCCGUGUUAAAUUUAGCACACACCAAUACAAAGUCCAGCAACUUUUGCGAGGCAGGGGUGAAAUGACAAUGUUGUUUAUAUAUAAGCUCUAUAGCAAAGGUCUUUCAACUGCAUUUAUCCGCGAACAUGCGAAACUUCAGCGAUGGCAGAAACUUUUUUUUUUAAUUAGGGUGGCCAGGCUGAAGUCGGCUCUCAUCCGAGUUUUAAGCAAAAGCGUAAGAGGAAAUUUCUUCGUAUCGUAUUAUUAUUUCUCAAUAAGGAGAUCGUUAAAGCGCGAUGACCAGGGACAAGUAUUACAAGGGGCGAAGCAGCCUCCCAGACGACGGCGUGCCUUUAACGCAGCGCAAAUGCGAGAAAGAAGGCGUUUUUUUUUUCUCUCUCUCUCUCUCUCCAGGUUGCUGACGUCAUUACCCGCUGCGGUAAUGUUUUACGACACGUUCAGGCCACUCUGCGAAGUGAUGCCGCCGUCGCGGGAGAAAUUACUUUUCGGCGACAAGCGUGGUGCACCGCGCGAGCGUGACUUCUUCCUCUGCCCGCGCAGACCGACCGGUGAAAGCUCUAUUUUUUCGAAAGAGAAAAACAAAAAUAGAGAGAAGGAGAGACCAAGUCAUGGCUGCAACGUGGAGGAGUGCGAACGCUUCUUUCUCAACUCUUCAGUCUGUUCGUUUUGUUUGAGCGCGUGUGUGCGAGUGAGAAUGUAUGCGUAUGUAUAUUUUUUUUUAUUUGCAGAUGAAAAUAAAUGUCUUCAGAGAAAUAGA